This is a messenger RNA of Daldinia loculata, 972 nucleotides long. RefSeq lists its product as uncharacterized. The record is from RefSeq and is a predicted model, not a curated record. Lineage: Eukaryota; Fungi; Ascomycota; Sordariomycetes; Xylariales; Hypoxylaceae. Gene Ontology annotation, molecular function: nucleic acid binding. The transcript has 2 exons. The coding region runs from base 46 to 960 and encodes 304 amino acids.
CCUAAGAGCACCCGAACCCUCAUAAUACCUAUUCUACCCAUCAGAAUGGCGGAUACAGCCAAUGAGCAAGGGGGGGCUGUCAUCCAAGCAGCCUUCUGCAGUAUUCAUUCACGUGAAGUCUUAGACUAUUACCGUCGACAACUAGGUCUAGGACCUUCCAAUAACUUGAUAAGCAGCGGAGCGUCCGGAGUUCCAGAAACGCAUCCCACGCAAACUGUCAAUAUUUACUAUCAUGAAAACCAGUAUACGGAUGAGUCUGUCUUGCCACCCCACAGCAUCCAGCAGAAUAAGCCAAACCAUGAUUCACAAUCAGGGGGUACAAGUGCUUCAGUAGACCAAAAUCAGCCUUCUCCGGCGCCGAGUUAUCUUGGAAACCGCUCCCUACCUCUCAACAUGAGUGCAGAUGUUCCUGAAGACGAAAACUGCAGGCUAUGGAUCACGGGGUUACCGCCAAAAUGCACUAUUUCAGAUGUACUGGGAGCAAUCCGAGGCAUCGGGCGCGUCUACUCAUUGCAUAUUAAUCCACCUGUGUAUAAUGACAAAACAGGAAAAUUCUUUCCCACAUCAGCAGCCUCGUUGACAUUCUUUACCGCAAAUGCCUGUAACAGAUUCCUACUCCUACAGUCUCAACACCCCUUCAAUGUCAAGGGCUGGCGCACCAGAGUUGUUCGGCAUCGAAUCCGCGCCAAACCCUUUCUCGUCUAUCAUCUUUCUCGAGUUCUUAUCAUCAAGGGAAGUCCAGAAAUUGUGACGCCAGAGAAUCUAACUCGGACCUUUAUAGAGCGGUGGGGUAUUCGUUUCGAUACCGAUUUUAUAGAGUAUCGGCCAGGCGAACAGUCCAAUGAGAUCAUCUGGGGGUUUGGAAGCUUCCGGGGACAAGCUCAUACAGUGCACAGCAAUAUCACAGACAAGCUAUCAGGGGUUGUCACUGUCAGUUACGGUCAAGAUCCGUGCGCAUAAUGUACUUCCCAC